Messenger RNA from Nanorana parkeri, 2926 nucleotides. RefSeq names its product murine retrovirus integration site 1 homolog (gene IRAG1). NCBI's taxonomy places the organism in Eukaryota, Metazoa, Chordata, Amphibia, Anura, Dicroglossidae. The record is from RefSeq and is a predicted model, not a curated record. The transcript has 21 exons. The coding region runs from base 367 to 2865 and encodes 832 amino acids.
GCUCUGCGAGAUUUGGAAAGUUUGGAAAAGUCUUCAGCUUGGUCUGUUCAGCCAAAUGAAGCUUUGACCUUAAAUGGCACCAGCCGGGACCGGAGGAUCUCAUGUAAUCCCUGAUGAAAGAUGCGGGGAGGCGGCGGAUGGGAGACUCUGCUGUAUCCUUCUGGGCUGAUGCUUCAGGAAUAGAGCUACAGAGUUGGGUAUCUGCAGCGUUCUGGAGCCUGGAGGGCUAUCGAUGGGCCAUGGCACAUAAAACAGCACGUAGCAGAUGAGUGUCCUGGAACGCUCCUCAUGUUCAUCUAGCCGGACGGGGUCAGAGUCGGGUCUAGAAGCGGGGCCCUUCCACCACCUCACCGCCUGUCCUUCAGGAUGCCCACCGUGCCCGGAAACCAGGACCUGGCGGCGGAUGGCCUUCACCCACCUACCUCUGCACCAGCGAGGGAGGUGGAGAUGGGGGGCAGAGCCUGCAUCCCUCCCGUUAUAAUUCUUCCGGAGCCCACCGAUUUCCUGGAGGGGAACGCCGAGAAAAACUGCCUGGAAAGAAACCGACCGCACAGUCCCUCCGUCCGAUCCAGCCGCCAGUCCCGGUCAUCUUCCUCCUCUGCAAGUUCCCUGAUCUCUGUUGACAACAAUGGGCACGUGAUUGACCUGGUACACGGCAGUUUACCCGACAUCAGGAUAACGGAGGACGACAAAAUGAAGAACAUGGAGCUACUGGAGGAGGCAAAGAAAGUCAGCGAGAAAUUUUUGACGCGGCGAGGGAGGCGAUCACGAUGCAGCCUCUCCGACUCUCCUACAGUCUCUUCUCCGUCCUUGAGCCCCAAAGUGUCACCGGUCUCCUCGCGGAGUAAUUCUUUCACCUUCCCCCCGCCUCCAGGACCCGAUCCGUAUCCCAGCGUGUUCCCUUCAGCUGCAGCCAUAAUGCAGAAUGCCACAAAAACCUCAGCGCACGAGCAGAGGAAGAUCUCCCAGGGCAGGCUGACCCCUCGCCCCCACACCUUAGUAGCCUCCAAAGAGACCCUUUCCGAGCAGAAGGAAAACUUCGACCCCCUUAAACACGUGACGAAGACAUACAAAGCCGGGACGCCGGACGUCAGUAAGCCCUCACCCUGCAAACCCCUGAACAGCCCCGACCGCGAGUCCUCCAAAUCCAUCCUUAAAAAACCCAGAGACAACGAUGUGCCCCAAGGGAGCCAGGCGCAGCCCUCGGGGGUCACCGGGGUGGGGUUCCUGGUCCCCGGGUCAAGCUCAGCUGCAGCGGACUCCAAGUUCAUAUCAAGACUAGAGCAUGUGACAGCCGGGCCCCGACCUCCGCUCCUGAGGGCCCUGUCUUGGGACAGCAUGGAUCCGGAGCAGAAAACAAAAUCUAGUUUGGAUUUACCGGACAAAGAUUGGUUUUCCUUUCAUGAUAAAAGCAACAACAACCUGCCCAAGUUACCAGGGCUGAAAGAUUUCCACAUCCAGCCCGUCCGACUGCAGAAGCUGACCAAGCUGAGAGAGGAGAACAAACUGAUGAGGAGUCAGAACCUCUGCAGCCUGAAGCUUCCGGAUCUCAGUGAGGCAGCUGAGCAGGAAAGAGGGUCUUCGCCGGUCCAUGAGGAUGGUGAGGAGAAUGGAGAAGAGGCGAAGGCAGAAUCCGAUGUCAUGCCAAACAUUCCCGAUAUCUUAUUACGCAAGUUGCGGGUUCACAAGAAUCUUCCCACCAGUGCCCCGCCACUGACUGAGAAGGAAGUUGAGAGCGUGUUUGUCCAGCUCUCUCUGGCCUUUCGCAAUGACAGUUACACUCUGGAGUCCCGACUGAAACAGGCCGAAAGGGAACGCAACCUGACCGAGGAGAACAACGAGAAGGAGCUGGAAAACUUCAGAACGGCCGUCGUGUCUUCAGUGUCGCUGUGGCAUAACAGUGAACACCGUGAAGCCUUUCAGAAGCUGCUAGAAGACCUCGCUGUUCUUCACCGCAUCACCACCAGACUCUCCAGCCGAGCUGAGAUGGUUGGCGCUGUGCGACAGGAAAAGCGUAUGUCAAGAGCCACGGAGGUGAUGAUGCAGUAUGUGGAUAAUUUGAAGAGGACCUACGAGAAGGACCAUGCAGAGUUAAUGGAAUAUAAAAAACUGGCCAAUCAGAAUUCCAGUCGGAAUUACAGCGGAAGUGAUGAUGGUGUUCCGCGCUCUUCUCGUUCAAUGUCAUUGACUAUUGGCAAGAACAUGCCGCGGAGACGAGUGAGCGUUGCCGUAGUUCCAAAAUUUAACUUGCUGAACAUCCCUGGACAGUCCCCGAACUCAUCCCCUAUCCCAAUCAUGUCUUCUCUAGCGGAAUCACCCAACGGCAGGAACAGUCUACCCACCACCCCGACACUUUCUCCGCUGGCAGAAAAUGCAAAGUCUGGCGUGGAGAUGGACGGAUGUGAGGUCCGAACACCAACGGUGAUACCGAACUCUUCCGAGGAGAUCAGUGCUGAGGUGAAGGCAAAGAUUGAAGAAGACGCCUAUAACAAGGGGUUUCAAGAAGGUCUGAAGAAGGUUCAGGGUCUUCAGGAAUUUAAGGAGAACGAAGAAGAUAAGAUGAUUGAAUGUCCAACUGAGUAUGACGAGGAAGAGAAGGAAGAAUUCACAAAGCUGAGGAGCAGUAAAAUCGAGGAAUGCAUUGACUACGUCCACAUGCUCUACCCGAAGCUACUGAACCACUGGAGCGCCCUCUCCAUCGUAGCCGCUGCCAUCGUCCUCCUGGCUGUCCUGCUGAUCAUUUACAACGCUGUUUCAACUUGCACUGAACUGCCAGACGGAGGACAAAACAAAGCCACCUGUUCCGUGUCCCAAAAGUACUCUUGGUGGACCUCAGGAUCUCCACACAAGCAACGUAGACAAUAGAUGGUCUCUAUGAUGGUGGUACACGUUGGCCCUGUCGGUCACAGCGCCGGCAGAUAACUAU